This is a messenger RNA of Magallana angulata, 3123 nucleotides long. Its product is annotated as centromere protein F-like. The record is from RefSeq and is a predicted model, not a curated record. The coding region runs from base 267 to 2393 and encodes 708 amino acids. The transcript has 19 exons. NCBI's taxonomy places the organism in Eukaryota, Metazoa, Mollusca, Bivalvia, Ostreida, Ostreidae.
GGUAUUUAAACUUAGCUAACUAACGGUUGUUAAAACGAAAGUACAUUACUAAGCCAGUACAUCAACGGGUUUCCAAUGUGAACAAGGUUUCAAUAGUUCUUACACUGCUACACCACUGAGGACUGGUCAGAUUGGGCAGAUAGUGGCAUUUGUGACACAGGAUAAAUCAAGACUUCGUGGAGAUGAGAGGAAACCCAAGAACUCUUGGCAGUAAAUGACGUUUGGAUUAAACGUUCUGAAGACAUCUGAAGAAUUUAUAUAAAAGCAUGAGUGCCCCAAGAAGAAAUCAAAAACAGCCAUUGACCAUCCAAAACAAAGGAGGAAAUCGGCAAAGCGGUGCAGGAGGCGGUACGCACAUACCAGUACCGAGUUCAAGUAAAAAAAACCCUGGAAAAAAUGAUUUGCCUCAAAAAACGGGUGCAAAAACCGCAAGUCCAUCACCAGUCCAAACGGGCAGUUCAAGUAAAACAAAAGCUGGAAGAAAUGACUUCCCUCAAAAAACGGGUGCAAAAACAGCAAGUCCAUCACCAGCCCAAACGGGCAGACCAUUACCGAUUCCUCCUCAGGAGAAGAAAAAGAAGAUUCUUCAAGUCGUCAACGACACCUUUGCUUCAAACAACGAUUCUGAUCAAGAAUUAGAGGCAGCAGAAAACCAAACAGAAGACAUAUUAAGAGAACUACAAACACUGGCGCAGGAGUUAAAUAUUACAGACAGUAGUCCUCAAGAAAUAAUCGAAGCAGCGUGCAGGGAAAUACGAAACUCAAAAGAAACGAACACUAAAGACUACAAUAAAGGAAAAGCAAAGGAAUCUGAGAAACUCAAAACAGCUACGAUACAGGAUCAUCACAGUUGUAAGGAGGAAUUGACGGUCAUAAAGACGGCUGUGAUGAAUUCAAAUAAAAGUAAGGAUUUCAAACCGACACAAUCAAAAGAGGAGGUUGUGGAAAGAAUUAAUACUUUACACAGUAGUCUGGAAGAAUUAACGGUCAUAAAGACAGCAGUGAUGAACCCAAACAAAAGUAAAAACAUCAAACCAACACAAUCAGCAAAUGAAGUGAUUGACAGAAUUCAUAUUUUACACGGGAUUGAACAAGAAUGUUUAGGGCUUAAAGAAAUUGUAUUCAACAAAGAAAUACUGAAGCUUGCUUCUUUUGAUAAACCGGACGAGAAAGAACGCACUCUGGAAAAUGCAAACAAAAUUGCCGAAGAGCUGACUAGUUUGUGCAAGAAGAUGAAGACUGAUCAGAAGAAGAUAUUUGAGGAAGUUUUGGGUAAAAGUGAGCAACCCACUAUGGAAGAAGUGCUGAAAGCUGUACAGUCUUUGAAAAAGACUGCUAAUGAGAGCAAGACUGAAAUUCAACAGCAGAAGACGACACUUGAAAAAAUGGAAAAAGAAAUUACCGAGCUUAAGGGACAACUUAAAGAUGCAGAGAAUAAACAUCAAAUGUUGCUCAAAAGAAGUCAGGAAAGGGAACAGAAGUUGACUGAUGAGAUAAACGAGGUUAAAAGUCAGAAAGAGAAGGCGCUGACAAGAUUGAGUGAAGUAGCAGGCGCUAAACUAACGGAGUCCAAUCCAUACAUAACUGACCUGAGUGAUCCGAACAGACCAGAAAAAAUCGGGGAACAGUUCAGCGAGCUGUACGACAACUUGUGGACAGACGUCUUUGAAAAAUUGUCUGGUACAUGUAAACUGUCGGAAAGAGACUCAAUACAAACGCUGCUACAAAUUCUAGAGGAUUCGUAUGGCUAUUGCAAGGACAUUUCCAGCAAGAGAUAUUCAAAUACACUAGCAGAGUUGACGCUUUGGAAAUUUGUUGAGCCCAACGAAACUCCUUCGCAAGUACAUGAACCAAAGAAAGAAAUGAAAAAUACCCAAAAGAAAAAGAAAGGCGCUGACACCAAGGAAACAACAGUUAAUAUAACUCUUGAUGAACUUCAGAAGUUACAAACUUUGUUGGUCUCCCCCAGUUCUAGUUCUCCAGCGGACAGUAAAGCAGUCGAUUCGAUUCUCGCGAAGAUUGGGUUGAAUGUGACCAACUUGAGCAACAUCAAAAAAAUGCUAAAAUCAUCACUGGAGGGAACAAGUGUCAUCGUACAAGAGAGUUUUUGGAAACAAAGAAGCGAAGAUCCAAAUGGACAAAAGGAAGUUUUGAAGUGUACAAAGCCUUUUUUGAUGAAGUGCGUUCAUAUUUGUUGGUUAAUGGUGGGUCAAGAUCCGCCUGUGUAUUUGAGAUUCUCGGACAAAUGUAAGGAUAAAUUUAAUAAAGACAUUUAUCGGGAGUACACGACCAAUGGGGAGGUGCUGGACUUCGUGGUUUGGCCUGCAAUCUUUCUUCACGAGAAUGGACCCCUUCUCAAAAAGGGCGUUGCGCAACCGAUUUCAAAGAAAUAACGUUUCGUGUUAAUAACUGCUUGAGUCCGAUACAAUUCCGACGGUUUUUAUAUCAUUGUUUAACGGGUCAAUAACUUAGUCUUACAGUGACCUAUUAUUUUCCACCAUUAAGCAAGACAUGAUUAACAUUUUAAAAAAUCGAUUUACAUGUUUUAACAUGUUUAUGUUACAGUAAAAGAACUGGUUAUUACUACCAAAUGCAUUUUUUAGUUACAUUAAUCUUGUAAAUGGAGAAGGCACCGUUGUGCAAUGCAAAGUCAGACACUAAGUACAUGCGCUGAUCCACAUAUUUUUGGGGGGAAUGGGAGUUCCGAGGCCUAGUGUGAUAAGUUUUCCCAGUGAAAAUAAUGUUUGGAAUUUCCAGGGGGGAUCCAAAUUUCACCGUCCCAUUGGAUCCGUGCAUGAAGUAGUUCUUUCUUGUAAAUAUCAGUAAUAUUUACUUUGACAUUGUUUAAUGUCUAAAUUUAAUCUGGUUUUACAUGCAUUUGAAUUUUAAUUUUUUCUGGAUACUACCAUUUGAUUUUACCAAAGAUGCACUGUUAUAAUUAUUAAUCCAGUUAUUUUAAAAACGCAUUGAAUUUCAAAUAAAUUUUCUUAAUUUAUGUCAAUAUUUGUUGUUUUUUUUCAAACACUUUUCUAGAAUUCAUUGUAAAAUGUUUGUAAAGUUAAAUUCAUUUUCAAAUCUAAGGUACUUAGGGUGCUCAACCUAUUAAAAUGUUUUCUCCGAGAA